Molecule: messenger RNA, 1296 nt
Organism: Xiphophorus maculatus (southern platyfish)
Lineage: Eukaryota; Metazoa; Chordata; Actinopteri; Cyprinodontiformes; Poeciliidae
Product: diamine acetyltransferase 1-like
Exons: 6
Coding region: 164-673 (169 amino acids)
Molecular function (GO): N-acetyltransferase activity
Source: RefSeq, a predicted model, not a curated record
GCUGCUGUACAACUCUGGGAGCAGCUGAUGCAGAACUGUAUGCGCUAGCUUUUCUAAUUCUUUGCCGGGGGGGGACUCCUAAUGAGCGAAUGAAGAAACAAAUUUUGCUCUUGUUCACAUUUCGAGGACUGGUAAGGAAAGGGAAAAAAGGGAAAAAGAGAAAAUGGCCAAUUUUGUGUUACGGUCAGCUGAACCAAAGGAUGUAUCUGAUAUCUUGCGACUCAUAAAGGAACUUGCUAAAUUUGAAGAGAUGGAGGAGAAGGUGAUGCUCACUGAGAAAGAUCUGCUUGAGGAUGGCUUUGGGGAUCAUCCAUUCUACCAUUGCUUGGUUGCAGAAGUCCCAAAAGAUCAGAGCACAGAAGGAUUUUCUGUGAUUGGCUUUGCAAUGUACUACUUCACAUAUGACCCGUGGAUUGGAAAGCUUCUCUAUUUGGAAGAUUUCUAUGUCAUGCAGGAGUUUCGAGGCUUUGGCAUUGGUUCACAAAUCCUGAAGGUGCUGAGUGAGAUUUCUGUAAAGACCCGCUGUAGCAGUAUGCAUUUCAUUGUAGCAGAAAACAACAAGCAGUCUAUUGAGUUCUACAAGAGAAGGGGCGCCGCUGACCUGUCCUCGGAGGAGGGCUGGCGUCUCUUUGAGAUCCAAAAGAAGGACCUGGUGAAGAUGACUGCAAAAUAAAACAUACUGAUCACUUAUAGAGAAUUUUAGGGAUGUCAAUAACAAUGUUUGUGGGACAGUUUUAAUAUUUCUGUAUCUUUGAUUCUUACCUGAUUUUGCAACAUUUACCUCAUUCACAUUGUAAAUUAAGCAGAUUAACCCUUAUUAACAAACUGCUUACUAGUAAAAACCGUUUUUAAGGCUUUAUGAAGACAAAUUACUCAGUCUUUGAAGUUAUAUUCUUGUGUAGAAGUUGUAUUCUUGUGAUUUAUGAACACAAUAAGUGGAUAAAAAGUAACCUAUACAUUAAAAUGUGCAGUGUUGGUAUGCAAUAAGGAACAUCUAUGUUAGUUUAAUAUGAAAUGUUAACAGUUAUCUUGUAAAUUAAAUCUGUGAUGGAGGUUUUUGGUUUCCUUAAUUAGAAAUGAGUUAUAUUGUAAAAUGUAACAGUAAAUGUGAUGUUUUGAAAAUGGUAAUGAAUAAAAUAUGAAAAUCUAAGUGCAUAAUUUGCUAUUGUCAGAAAAAAGCGUAAAUUAAAUAUACUUUAGGAGAAAAACAACCACCACCACCCCAGCAAACUUUGUCAGUUUAAACUUUGUUCAUAAAACAGAUUUUAAAUAAUAAAAAUGUUAUAUUUACAAACA